Zootermopsis nevadensis is the source of this 3040-nucleotide messenger RNA. RefSeq lists its product as uncharacterized. The record is from RefSeq and is a predicted model, not a curated record. Lineage: Eukaryota; Metazoa; Arthropoda; Insecta; Blattodea; Termopsidae.
UGACUGUCCCCCAUACAUUACUUUUGAUGUACUAUAUUGUGCAUGUGACUCCAUAUAAUAUGUAUCUACCUUAGAGAAAUACACCUUUGGGCUGUUGGGUAAUGUAGGGUCUAAAACUGGCUAUUGAUUAUUAUCCCUGGGAGCGUAUAGGAGCUUGUUGUUGCACAUGGGGGUGUAAUGCGCAUCACUGUUGUAAGAUACAAGAUUACUUAAGGAAAUGUGGAUGCAAACAGUAACCAGUAAAUUAAUUAAUUGUAUUACGGACAGAUUUGUGUGAUUCCAAAUUGCUGUAGUGUGUUGGCUAAGCUAUGGUUAUCACCAGACCAGAUGUUUAAUUAUUAAUGACAAGAGAUACAGCAUACAAUGUAGGUUUCUGUUGUCAUAAAUCAACUUCAUUCUCUGGUUCCUCUGAUCUAGCACACCAUACUGAUGAUGCUAUAAUUCUUUUCCACUGACGUGUACUCAAGGGUUUCCCACUGGAAUCUCGACAUGACCAAUACAGCAACUAAAUGGAUAUUAGUAGGUGUGGGCCACUAUUUGCUCAACUACCUCCAGAGAUACAGAAUCUGGAAACAGUGAGAGCUCUCCAUCAGACAGUAGUAUCUCUUCGUGUUGCCUUGGACAAUACCCGUGCGGAGCUAAAGCUGCUUCGAGACAAAGUUCAGACUCACGUUGACACUAACUUGUAUGUUGACACCAUUGAGAAACUGUCUCUUGAAAAUCACAUUUUACGACAAAGAGUUCUUAGCAAAGACACAGUGCCAGGAUAUGUAGGUCAGCUUAAAGAAGUUUUGGCUAAAGCAGAAUUAGAGGGAAUAGAAAUUGAUACUGAAUACAUGGAUCCAGUUAAAUGUGAAGAAGUUAAGGAUCCUCAGAAGGUAGUAAAUGAUGGUACUGUGGAAGAAAUUGAAACAUCUGUACAGCUAGGAGAGGAUCAGUCAGAAAAAGAGAAAGGUGAUUCACAAGAAAAAUCUGAUUACAGAGAACCAAACAUGAGGUCUAUGUCAGAGGAAGAUCAAUCAUUUUGCAGUGAAACAAGUCAGCAAGAGGUUGGAACACCUCGAGAAAGCAAGACAGCAGGAGAGUCAGAUAAUGAGUCAGAAGAACUGGAUGACAUUGAACUCAUUUUUACUACUGAAGAAACCAAAGAAUUGGGUGUUCUGCAAGAAGACUUGGUAUCUAUCACAGAUACAGAAGCAUGGCAACCCAGUGGAACACCAGUUCUCCUCAAGUUUGCUGAAACAGAUCAGUUUGAUGAGGCAACAGAAGAUGCUUUGGAGGGUGAUGGAGGAGACAAAAUGAUUGGAGAUGAAAAUGAUGAUGUUAAUGACAAAAUUCAGUCUAAUUUAUCUAAGAUGUGGAUGCAAUCUGUGUUAGUUGAAACAGAUAUUUCAAAGUGUGGCGUUGUAGAUGAAAGUGAAAUUCCUGGUCGGGUGUCACGUAGAAAUACGAUGCCAAAUCCUUUGGUUUACCAACCUAUCAUCCAUAGAGAAGUUCUCAAAGGAAGUAAGAGUCAACUUCUGGGACCAGCUCUAACCAGUCCAAGACCACUAGUUGUCAAGUUUGCCACUUCUCCAGCAGGACAGAGUCCUAAGAAUGGGAAACAGGAAUACAGAAAGUUUCCCAUGAAACCAAUUCUUGUAGAAAGGAAUUCAUCCAAGCGGGAGUCAGAGGCACAAACUGACAUUACAGCUCUUCCUGCUCACUGGAAAUCUGAAAGUUACCUAGCACACAAAGUGUGCCACAACUUCACCACUCUACCAUCCAAAUUUGCUUUACCUAUGCAGCAGACAACACACAGUAAAUGCUCACUCAAAUUAUCAGACAAGACUCAGGAAGCUAGACGCACCCUUUUGUCAGAUAUUAAUUUCACUAGCAUGGUCCCAGAACUUUCUCGAAGUGCAGAUCAUUUGAGUCAAGAGGGUGUAGAACCAGUUAGUUCAGAUCAAGUUACUAAUGUUGCUCCAGGGUUAUGCAGGAAUUAUCCCCGAGCUUAUUCAUAUAUGAAAAAUACAGAAAUGGGUCACAUGGCUGAUAAUCUAGUGUCUCCUGGAUACCUACAUUCCAGAGAAUAUGGCAAAGAUUUUUGGUCAUUAUGCAGCUGUACACAUAAUAAUCUAAUGCAAUAUGGAGGUAUGACAAACAAAGCUCAUACGGAAUGUUAUUCUAGUAUACCACGGUAUCAGGGAUCCUUGACAUGUAUUCCUGCACAUGCGUCAUACGAGUAUUCUGAUGCGCGGAGGAGACAUUCCUGGAAGCCCUCACCAGAGAUGUAUCGCAGUAGUUCCAUGACUCAGAGACCAACUUGGGGUUCAGUACCUUCGUCCCCAACCCAUAGUCAUCUAUCACGAAGUAUUCAGUUUUCACCAUCAUAUACAACUCCUCACUCAGAUGUGAAUCUCUACUCUGCCAGCUACUGGGCAGCUGCACGUGAUGCUCAAUACUCUGGAUUAUCAAGUACCAAGAGUACAAAGUUACCCACUACCAAAAGCAGGGCUAGGAACAGAGUCACCUUCCAAGUGUCUUCCUUUCAACGCCCACGCCAUCCUGGACAGUCACUUCCGGAUCUCAGAUCAGACUUUGAAUUGGACAGUGGAGAUUCAACAGACUCGCUCAUUGAUGAGGCUGAAGAAUACCUACGUCGUUCUAUUGAUUCAAUACUUACAGGAACGGAUUGGGCACGAGCUGGACGGUGCAGGCAGAACCGCAAGCUUUCAGAUCCUGUUCGAGAGUUUUUGCCACCACAGUCUGCUCAGCCAUUUUUACCCAAAAUUCCUCGUGAUCUCAAACUUGAGUACUUCGUGAAAGUGAUCACAAGUGAGGGAAGAGUAAUGGUUGGACGUGUCCGAUAUGUUGGCUUAGUUUCUGGCAAAGCUGAACCCCAUGUUGGUGUUGAACUACCACAAGAUAUGGGAGAUUCAGAUGGUGUUUUUCAAGGCCGUAGGUAUUUUGAUUGUGAUCCGGACCGGGCAGUGUUUGUUCCCUUCAAGAAAGUGGUCAUGGCCUGGAGCAUCUGAGUCUCAGUGCUGACGCUCAACAC